Molecule: messenger RNA, 1720 nt
Organism: Solenopsis invicta (red fire ant)
Lineage: Eukaryota; Metazoa; Arthropoda; Insecta; Hymenoptera; Formicidae
Product: allatostatin C
Exons: 3
Coding region: 182-472 (96 amino acids)
Source: RefSeq, a predicted model, not a curated record
UAUAAAGUGGUCGCGUGCUCCAAGCGCGGUCACUCUGUCGUAGAGACAUCGAGGUGACGAUACCAAGAGAGAAAGAGAAAGAGAGAGAGGGAGGAAGAGACUUUUACUCAAGAGUGGUACAUUCUUCUGGGACGAGGGCACGAGACCAGGAAACACUUCCGCCUAGACGAGGUUUGGAACGAUGCUGUCCAUACGAAGCGUGGUUACCGUGGCGUUGAUGCUCUUCGUCUUCGCGGAAUACACGGGGGCGAUGCCGACGAUCGACAAAGAUAAAGACAGAUUUUUGAAAAACAUGAACCAGCUGGUGGAUGCCGACGACGGCGGCAUCGAGACGGCCCUGAUGAAUUACCUGCUCACCAAGCAGAUUGUGAAGCGUCUUCACAAUCAGCUGGACAUCAGCGACGACUUCGAGCGCAAGCGGCGCAAGUGGCAGCUGUGCUCCGUCAACGCGAUAGCCUGCUUCGGUAAAUAGGCGCGCGGCGGGACGGGGGAAAAGCCGGGCGAGAGAGGCGCAAGAGAAGACGACACGCGAGCGUCACCCCGCCGGAAGGUUCAGGAACCCCCCGUGACCACGCGGGAAAUCCCCCGCGCAAGGGGGAUUCCGCUAAUUUUAACCCGCGAAAUAUGAAAACGCAACGCGAUUCAACAACGCAUUAACGCAGUGAAAAAGAAUUUCUUUAUGUUCAAGAGAAUAUAUCCAUUUCAAUCGUCUCCUUGAUUUGAAAAAAUAUUUUUUAGGUUUGCAAAUAAAUUAUUUUAUGCUAGCUAAUAUUUAUUUAAAUCAAGGAAACGAUGUUAAAACAAAUAUAUCUACUUGAGCACAAAAACCUUUUUCAGUGUAGUUAUGCACCAUUCAUUGCCGUUAAUUAAUUACGAUUAGCGCUGUUAAAAUGUUCGUUAGCCAAAUCGCAUCCCCAUCCCCAUAAUCUGAAAUAUGAUAAUUCGAUACGCAAAGUAACCGACUGCAAAGUACUCGGCGCGAAUAAUUCGUCUAGCGGGGCAUCCCGACGCGCGCUGGUCACGCCGAAACGUGCUCGGCGCUGCGAUGGAAAGAUCCGGCCUCUGAUAAUGCAAUAAAAAAUUUAUUAAUUUCAAUAACCGCGCGCUGCCCAGUCUAGCGUAAUUCGCGCGCGAGUAAUUCGCCGGAAAUCGACUCUCUCACUCGCAUUUGAGCUUCCCUGAUAUACCUGACGUAGCGAACAACGUAUAACGUUUGUUAAAUUUAAAGAAUAUUGCGGAGACGAGUCUCGGCCAAGAGAAAAUAAGCGAUGUGAAUGAAAGAGCACGAAGAUGGGGGGUGUAAAAAAAAAAAACACCGACGUCCGUCGUCGGGGCGGGCAAAUAAUUUCUUUACUGAAACGAGACGGCGCAGGUAAAUAUUGCGGAAGCGAAUUGAUCGAGAAAAUAAGCGAGGAAGCGUAGAGAGAAGCGUGCGACGCGAAGAAAUCUCUUUGUCAAAACAAAACGACGCGAAAAGUUCGAGGUCCCGGAUUAUUCCAAGUUCUCGCCCGACUUCCGCAACCCUUUAUCAUCAUCCGGCGGCGUGCAUCCCGAACCUUCCGGCGCGCAGAGGCAAGACGAAGAAAGAGAAGCAGAUUCUCCCUCUCAUCCCCUCGCAAGCUGUCCGACCUUUAGAGCUUUCAAGAUUCACAAAGUAGCUGCGCGAGAGUCACUUCUGUUCUUUUCGAAUCCCAUCUGCAUCGAACCAUCCCCCUCGGUC